This is a messenger RNA of Lichtheimia ornata, 600 nucleotides long. RefSeq lists its product as uncharacterized. The transcript is spliced from 4 exons. NCBI's taxonomy places the organism in Eukaryota, Fungi, Mucoromycota, Mucoromycetes, Mucorales, Lichtheimiaceae. The record is from RefSeq and is a predicted model, not a curated record. Bases 1 to 600 code for a protein of 199 amino acids.
AUGACGACAUUACUUGCAAAUGGUGUAAUUUGGCUGGGCCAAGGUGUGUGUGUUUUCCGAUCGAGCUGGUUGGGUUUGGUCGAAGCUCAUUGGCUUCUUGUCGUUGCGUUCUACUCUCAAGGUCGUUUAUGUGGUGCACCUGGAUCAACAAUCAGUAUGCUUGAACCUUUGAAGCAGUGUGGAUAUGUGGAUAUGAGGAUUAGAAAGGAUGUGGAUCAGCAAGGAUGUGGAUCAGCAAAGACGUGGAUCAGCAAAGAUGUGGAUCAGCAAAGAUAUGAAUUAUCAAGGUUCAAGACCGUACUUCAAGAAUGGCCUAUGCUGCUGAGGUUCUUGCGGAUUGAUGGUGCUCACUGGCCAGUUGAUCGGGGUAGUCUACGUAUGUACGUGCUACUUGUUGCCGUAAAGUUAAACUUUGGGUAUUCAACCGGUGGGUGCUGUCGUUCGCUUGAAACUCUGUCAGCUCCUCAAGAAUCGUGGUGUUCAAGAUGGUUGUGGAUCUGUGGAUAUGUGGAUAUGUGGAUCAGCAAAACAUUCUGGAUAUUUGUGACGAGGCGAUUGACGACUGGUGCCGAGUACGAGUACGAGUACGAAUACGAAUGA